UUCAUAAUUGCAAAAUAAAUCAGAUCGACAGAUCGAAGGUCUUUGUUUUCAUUUUAAUUUAUUGAAAUUUAAGUUUAAAACUUCCUUUAAAACCCUUUAUAAGUCAAUAAACAAGUAUAUUAACACGUGUUGGUGCCACAACUAAAGUGAUUUAUUUGGAAAUUUCCUUAAUGACGUAAUAGAGAAGGGGUGUUACGAUGAGCGAAACGAAAUCUUUCGUAAACUUCUCGUGUCAGCGAUGUUUACAGCCUCUAAAGCUGGACGAGUCUCUCAACAACCUCGGUGAGCAUACCAUUGCCGAUUUAACACUACAGAUCCGCCGAAACAAUGAGGUCGACUUGGAUAUGCAGUCUACGAGUUUGGAACACUACGUUCCACCGUUUCGUAUGUCAGAGUCUGGGAACGGCGCAAAUGGCUUCAUGGUCAUCUCGGACGGCUGGGAAACAACCUCCUUAGGCCACCAGUUACACGUCAAAGCCACUCUAUUCGAUUUACUGUCCAACAAUUCUGAUGUUGACCAUCCUCUUUGCGAUGAAUGCACAGAUACGCUAUUAGAACUCAUGGACAACCAGUUGAGGCAGACAGAGGCUGAAUGGAAAGAUUACAAUGACUAUUUAAAAAAGUUAGAGGAUGAUAAAGAAGAUUUGAAUUUGGAAGGCCUUGAAAAAGAGCUUGAAGAUUGGAAACAGGAACAAAGCAGAUUAUUGCAGGAGUUAUCAGCAUUACAGAAAGAAGAAAGAGCUAUGAAGGAAGAGAUUGAGGUGCAGGAAAGAGAAAAAGAGAGAUUGGAGAAGGAACAAGAUGUAUACUGGAGGGAAUACACUAGAUAUCGGAAAGAUUUGAUGACAAUUGAAGACCAAAUGAAGUUUUACGAAUGUCAACUAGCAUACACUCAGUCACAAUUAGAAAAAUUGAAGAAAACUAAUGUAUUCAAGGCCGCUUUUCAUAUUUCAGAUUCUGGCCAAUUCGGUAUUAUUAAUAAUUUCAGACUCGGUCGCUUGCCAUCUGCACCAGUUGAUUGGUCUGAAAUAAACGCCGCUUGGGGCCAAACCGUCCUCCUACUAUCUUCUUUAGCCAGAAAAAUCUGUUUUAACUUUCAGCGGUAUAAACUUGUGCCAUAUGGUAAUCAUUCGUACAUUGAAGUAUUAGAAGACCAGAAAGUGUUACCGUUGUAUGGUUCCGGUGGUUUCCGUUUACUUUGGGACACAAAAUUUGAUGCAGCAAUGGUAGCGUUCUUGGACUGUCUUCAGCAGUUCAAGGAGCAAGUUGAAAAGGGUAAUACAGGUUUUUGUCUACCAUACAGAAUAGAUAAAGGAAAGAUAGAAGAUACAGCCUCUCCUCCCCAUGCUUAUUCAAUAAAGAUUCAGUUUAAUUCUGAAGAGCAUUGGACCAAAGCUCUCAAGUAUAUGCUUACUAAUCUAAAGUGGGCCUUAACCUGGAUUUCCUCACAGUUUAGUGAAGAUAAACUGGAAAAUUCAUGAACAUUACAUACUCUAUUCUAUAAAACCUUUUUUCACAAACCUAUGCUUAGUUUAAAAGUUGCUAGCUAAAAGAUUAUCCAACCUCUUUACUUGCACUACUUUUUGAAAUAUGUGUAAAAUUAAAAAAAAAAUGUGCAAUCCCAUUGUUAUUUUUGUUGUUAUUUAAUAUACUGGAUAUUUAAGUUUUUGUUACAAACAAAAUGUGUAAUUAUGUUUUAUAUUUGUUGUUUCCAAUGUUCAGUACAAUGCUGUGAUUCUCUAUGUUAUUAUUUCCAAUUUGUGUAUAAAUAAGUAGCCUUCGUUACUAUAUAAAUAAUAUAUCUAGCUCAUAAUAAAUCUAUUGUAGUAUUUA
Messenger RNA from Helicoverpa zea (corn earworm), 1833 nucleotides. It is a transcript of the gene Atg6, whose product is annotated as beclin-1-like protein. NCBI's taxonomy places the organism in Eukaryota, Metazoa, Arthropoda, Insecta, Lepidoptera, Noctuidae. Gene Ontology annotation, biological process: autophagosome assembly; cellular response to nitrogen starvation; late endosome to vacuole transport. The transcript has a single exon. Gene Ontology annotation, cellular component: phagophore assembly site; phosphatidylinositol 3-kinase complex, class III, type I; phosphatidylinositol 3-kinase complex, class III, type II. The record is from RefSeq and is a predicted model, not a curated record. The coding region runs from base 198 to 1481 and encodes 427 amino acids.